ACCCUCGCCUCAACAAAAACCUCUCUGCGACGAACCUCAGCGGCCACCACUGUAAAAGCUGAGUUAAACUCACCGGUAACACUCACCGCCGAUCACCGGAUAUUACGGGGUUUCCGUCAUAGGCAUGCUGUGAUGCUCUUCCUUCUCAUUCCUCAAUGCCUUGCGUGAUUUUCUUCUGCAGGUAAAGUUUAUCAUCCCAGAAUAAGAAUAUUUCCCUGCACCUGUUAGGCUGUUGUGAGCAUCUAGCUAUCUAAAACAUUGGUUCCAGCAUCAUAAUACAUGUCCAUAAUGGAUCUGAAACAUAAAGGUAUAACCUGGGUUGGAAAUUUUUUCCAGAAGUUUGAAGCUGUGUGCCAAGAGGUGGAUGGUUUUGUGAGCAAGGAUACAGUGAAAUAUGUUGAGAACCAAUUGCAAAAUAUGGGUGGAGGUGUGAAGAAAUUAUAUUCUGAUGUUGUGCAAGAUGUACUUCCUCCUUUAGUUGAUCCUGUAAAGCAAGAAGCACAAGCUGUGGCUCUGAAAAGCAAUGCUGCCAUUAGCACCUGUUUGAAGUCAAUGAUAAGUUAUGAGGAAACUCAUGUAGAAACUGACGUUAAGGAAUCGCAUAUGGAGCCCAAUGCAGUUGAUCAUGUGAAGGACCAGCUUCCAGAUGCAUCAAGUAGGCUUCACCUCAUAAAUCAUAUUACUCCAACUUCUGUAGAUUCCCUUGAAGAGGCAGAGACUAACUCAUCAUUGCAAAAGGUUGACAAUGUUUUGACUAAUGAAAACCCAAAUGUGGGGACUGAAGAAAAUGCAAUAGAGUAUUCAGCACCUGAAGUGUUGGACUUAAUUUCUCCAGGUGAUAAAGAAUCCUUUGAAGCAUCAUUGUCUGGUGAGUUAAAAGAUGAUAAUCAUGAAAAUGCUUUCGGAGUUCUGGCUGAGGUUUCACCGGCAUCGUCAUUUCAUAGUGUGGAGUUUGAAUGCCCCAGGGCAGCAGUUUGUGAUAGCCCUGCAGAUGUCACUCAGAGCGUUUCUAAUGUUUCAAGUAUUCUUGCUUCUUCUGACUUAGGUUUUUCUGUUGUAUCUGGUGAGAAAACUAUAGCAGAGAUGAGAUCUAUAUUCUCCAGCAGUUCUCCAUUAGCAGAAUCUUGUAGUCUGUCUGGAAAAUCACUGGACAACUCCCUGAAUGUAGUAUCUUGUAAUAAUCCCAGCGAUCAUAUUUGUGAUAGUUUGAGCAAGCUCUCCUCUUCUAUACCUACUCCAAUUGUCUCCUGUGAGAGCAAGACACUUGAGUUAGGACUUGCUUCCACCAGCAGUAUCCUAUCAUUGAAAUCCCUUGAGGAAAACACUUCCAGAAUUAAGGAAAUUCUGUCUUUGACUGAAUCAUCUGGAAAUAGACAUAUUCACUUCUCUGAGUCUGCCCAAGGACCUUCAUAUGACUUGGACAAUGACCCUAGCAUGGAAACGAUUGAAUUGUCUGACAAGGUGAAACUUGAUGAAAGCUGUGUCAUUGUAGAACCUAGUGAGCUUUAUGCUGUUGCUCGCAGAGCCCGAAAACUCAGAUCAUACAGGAAAAAGAUUCAAGAUGCAUUUAAUUCAAAAAAGAGAUUGGCAGCGGAAUAUGAACAGCUUGCAAUUUGGCAUGGAGAUGCUGAUAUGAUUUUUGGCAACGACAAAUGGCAACCUCCUUUGCCAUCUACCCCUGCAACACUCUUAAAUUCGAAGAAUUCGCAAACACAGCUGCCAUGCGACUCCGAAUGGGAGCUUCUGUAGUUAAACAAGAAACUUUUGUAUAUAUCGAGCCUCCCGCAUGUGCAAAUGAACGUGUUGCAGACAUUCCACUUUGUGUGAAUAAUCACUGGCGAGUUUGUCACUUCCAAGGUACAUGUACAUAUGCAAAAUAAGGCCGGCUAUGAUGGCUGUUUCAGUCCUAGAUUUAAUUGCAUUCUUUUCUGGUUAAGUUGCAAAAUACUGCAACAUCUUUGUGGCACAAUUUCGAUAAGAGGUAAAUUAUACCCUUUUGCUAAUAAUUCAGUACUAGUUGAUGUUUUUCCUCUC
Messenger RNA from Corylus avellana, 2034 nucleotides. RefSeq lists its product as uncharacterized. Gene Ontology annotation, biological process: response to stress. NCBI's taxonomy places the organism in Eukaryota, Viridiplantae, Streptophyta, Magnoliopsida, Fagales, Betulaceae. The record is from RefSeq and is a predicted model, not a curated record. Gene Ontology annotation, cellular component: phagophore; autophagosome.